Molecule: messenger RNA, 1837 nt
Organism: Rosa rugosa (rugosa rose)
Lineage: Eukaryota; Viridiplantae; Streptophyta; Magnoliopsida; Rosales; Rosaceae
Exons: 3
Coding region: 134-1534 (466 amino acids)
Source: RefSeq, a predicted model, not a curated record
UACCCACGCCCUUGUUUCCAUUUUGCUCUCUCUCAAAGUUGCCCAAGUCCUCCCCACAACAACAACGGAAGACCUCUCCUCCGGUGUUGAAAAAGGUAGUUUUAGUAUUCUCUGGUGCUAUCUUAACUUCAAAAUGCCCAAAGUCAGACGAUCAUCUUCCUUGUCUCUUGAUCGAUCUAGGGCAUCACCUUAUCCUUGCACUUCUGAGGAUGCUGAGCAAUACAAGUUGAAUAGUCCGUUGGAAAGCACAGAGAAUACAAAAGAAUGGGAAGAUACUAGAUGCCCCAUCUGCAUGGAACACCCACAUAAUGCUGUUCUUAUAAAAUGUUCCUCUCAUGAGAUGGGCUGCAGGCCGUACAUGUGCAAUACAAGCUACCGGCACUCAAAUUGUCUUGACCAGUUUUGUAAGUCUUCUGUUCCUGAGUCCACAACAAUGAUGUUGCAAGAACUUCCUCUGACACACACAGCCUCUCACGGUUCUAGGGAAGAAGAAUCGCUGCCUGGGCAAACCAGCCCUUGUGGGAGUCAGUUGCAACCACAUCCAGCUUGCCCUCUUUGUCGGGGAAAGAUCUAUGGGUAUAUUGUUGUAGAGGCUGCUCGUCACUUCAUGAAUUGCAAAGUGAGGAGCUGCUCUUCUGAGACAUGCGACUUUAAUGGAACUUAUUCAGAACUGAGGAAGCAUGCGAGGUCUGAACACCCUUAUGUCCGGCCAUCAGAGGUGGAUCCAAAUCGUCAUCGUGAUUGGAUGAGAUUGGAACGUCAAAGGGACUUGCAAGAUGUACUUAGCAUAGUCCAAGUAGGGUCUGGAGAUGAUAUUAUUCCGGAUCCAUCAACAGACGGUGGCUGGAUGACUUCCCUUUUAAGUGCUAUGUUUCGCUCGUUUGAGAUUAUGAUUUUUUCUCAAUUGAUGGAGAGUUCAAGUGACAUGGAACAAACUCAUAGUAGAAGAUCAGGGAGAAUGACUAGGGUCCAGCAAGACAAUGACACAAUCCCUGCUACUAGAAGGAACAACACUGUAUCAGAUAGCACAUCCCGUCCCAGAGGUCUACGUUGGCGAGCACCAAAUAAUAAUGUCGAGACAGCUCGUACCUCCAGAUUGAGCCACAAUUCCUUGUCAGGGGAGACUAGCCAUACCUCUAGAUGGAGCAACAACUCAUUGGAGGAGGCUAGCCGUGCCCCUAGAUGGGGUAACUCCUUAUCUGAGGAGGGUACUAACCGUGUCCUUAGAAGGGGUAACAACAGCGUAUCGGAGACUACCCGUCCCUCCAGAUGGGGCAACAACUCUGUGCCAGAGGAGAGUAAUCGUGUCCACAGAUGGGGUAACAACUCUGUGUCAGAGAGUAAUCGUGUCCACAGAUGGGGCAACAACUCCUUAUCAGAGGAGAGUAGAUGGGGCAACAACUCCUUAUCGGAAGAGGCUGGGCAUGCCCCUAGAUGGGGCAAUACUUCUGUACCAGAAAGCACACCCCGUCCUCGGAGACUGAGAUGGAGAAAUCAAUGGCCAACGUACAAUAACAGAAGUUCAAACAUUUGAGUCUGCGCUUUUCAAAUAAUGUCUGCUCAGGAACGAUCAUGCCAUCGACCAAGAAGUAUUGAAUCAUUUGAAUGACAAAACAAAAGCAUGGAGUUUUAUUUGUUGGAACAAUAUUUAACGGCUUUAGGGCUUAGGCUCUUGGGACACUCCUGUCUUGGUGAAUAAUAGAAUGUUAAGCAUAGAUUUUAUCUCCUCCAUUUUUUUUUUGGCUAGUGAUUGUUAAUAUCUAGUUCAGUACUAAAUGAACUCAGAAGCUUUUGAUUUUUGAUUUUUUUUUUUAAGGUAAAUCUGUGCUUUACAGAA